AUAAGACCAUUGCAAUGGCGGAGGCUGUUUCCUUGCGCCCAGCCUUGUAGCAUAGCAUAGUUGUAUAAUAAUAAAAUAAUUUUACUUUUUCAUUUUUACCCUCUGAUCUACUAGUAGCAUUAUCAAUCUUCUAGGGUUGGAGGCGUGCAUUUAAUCGGAAAUCAUCAAUCCGAUCGAUUACCAUACUAGGGUUUCCCACCAUUGUUGAUCGUCGCGCCAAUUCUCCGUAUCCAUGUUCGAUUUGUAGAAACAUUUCUCCUUUCUCUUUGCGAUUUUCGGAUUUGUUGAUAAUAAAAUAGCAUUAUAGAAGAACGAAGAUCAAGAUAUAACGUCUGGAUUCGGCAUAGGAGUUCCCUCUAGAAAUCGUACUCUGUGUGUGCAAUUACAAACAGUGCGUGAUGGAUAAAAAGGUUGCGGCGCCGCUUGUUUGCCACGGCCACUCCCGGCCUGUUGUUGAUUUGUUUUAUAGCCCCAUUACUCCUGAUGGAUUUUUCCUCAUCAGCGCCAGCAAAGAUUCGACCCCUAUGUUGAGAAAUGGGGAAACUGGAGAUUGGAUCGGAACCUUUCAAGGACACAAAGGUGCUGUAUGGAGUUGCUGUCUUGACAAAAAUGCUAUCCGUGCAGCAUCUGCAUCUGCCGAUUUUAGUGCAAAAUUAUGGGAUGCAUUAACUGGGGAUGAAUUACAUUCAUUUGAUCAUAAGCACAUUGUUCGGGCAUGUGCCUUUUCAGAUGAUACACAUCAUUUACUCACUGGGGGUUAUGAAAAACUUCUUCGUAUAUUUGAUCUGAACCGGCCAGAUGCUCCUCCUAGAACAAUUGAUAGUUCUGGUACAGUUAGGACAGUUGCUUGGUUACACAGUGAUCAAACAAUCUUAAGUUCCUGCAGUGAUACUGGUGGAGUUAGGAUGCAACAAGGGUCACCAUGGUCCUGUGCACUGUGUGCGUUUCUCUCCAGGGGGAGAGUCUUAUGCUUCGGGGUCGGAAGACGGAACAAUAAGGAUUUGGCAGACAUGUCCGCAUGAUAUGAAUGCGGCAGAAACUUCUGCUAAUGGGCCAAAUGACAACGAGGGUGUUGCUGAUCGGGUCGAACAGUUGCACAUUGGGGAGGCAGGGAAGAAGCUUGAUGAGAAUGGGAGUCAUGCAGAUAAUGUUUUGACCAAGGCAGCACAGGCCAUGCAGUCUUAAUUUUCUUCAACUGUUUUAUUUUUUUUUCUUUUCUUUCUUUUUUUUUGCAAUGGCUGGAAACCUGGUAAGUGAUCAAGUGAGUUCGUCCAGUUUCCAAGGAUAUUACCUUCCUGAAUAACAAGACAUUUUAGAAAAGUAGUAUGGAGUAUGUCUUCUUCCAAAAGAUGAAAUCGCUCACUCUAAGUGCUCCUCACGACCUCACCCCUCCUCAUCCUUGCCUGACGGGAUUGUGAGAGGAGUUAAAUGUCAACCAAUAAAGAAGAAUUCUACUCAAUCAUUCCAUUUCAUAAUAUUCCAACAAAAAAACACCAAGUUAAAAAAAAACACCAUACAAACAACCCAUCUUCAUCUCCAUUAUUUUAGUGUAAUUUUAUCUUUUUAAAAUGAAGUAUUGUAUGGUUU
Molecule: messenger RNA, 1587 nt
Organism: Cuscuta campestris
Lineage: Eukaryota; Viridiplantae; Streptophyta; Magnoliopsida; Solanales; Convolvulaceae
Source: the annotation of a GenBank genome assembly